AUAUGACUAGUGAACUAAAGCAAAACUACACAUUUCAGUUUUCAGAUAAACAGCUUUCUUAAUGGCUGCAGGCGACGAGCAUAGAAAUUCAGCAAGUAGUCAUCGGAGUUCAUUGUCGGGUAGUUUUCGAGAAAUGUGGCAACCUCAGCCCGAUGUUUUUAGCCAGAGUAGUCGUAGGAUGGAUGAUGAAGAAGAGCUGAGGUGGGCUGCUAUUGAGAGGCUACCCACACUUGAAAGGCUAACAAAAGGGGUCAUGAAACAAGUUCCUGACGAUGGAAAAGUUGUUUCCAGAGAAAUAGAUGUUACUAGGAUUCAAUAUAGUGCUCGAAAACAUUUGAUGAAUAGUAUUCUUAAAGUUGUUGAAGAGGAUAAUGAGAAGUUUCUUAGGAGAUUAAGGCAAAGGAUGGACAGGGUUGGAUUAGAAACACCGAAAAUUGAAGUGCAGUUUGAUAAUCUAUCGGUGGAGGGAGAGGUGCAUAUUGGUAGCAGAGCUCUUCCUACUUUGCUCAACUCUACUUUGAAUGCAAUUGAGAGCGUUCUUGGACUGAUCGGACUUGGCGCAACUAAGAAGCAAAUAAUCAAUAUUCUUCGAGAUGUUAGCGGAAAAGUGAAGCCCUCGAGGAUGACCUUGGUUUUAGGCCCACCUGGAGCUGGUAAAACUACACUUUUGCUGGCACUUGCAGGGAAGCUUGACUCUGAGCUAUGUGUAUCAGGAACAGUUACCUACUGUGGCCAUGAACUAAACGAAUUUGUGCCUCAGAGGACAUGUGCAUAUAUUGGACAGACUGAUCUUCAUCAUGGAGAGAUGACGGUAAGAGAGACACUGGAUUUUUCUGGACGGUGUUUGGGUGUUGGAACAAGAUAUGAACUCCUUUCAGAACUCUCAAGGCGAGAAAAACAAGCAAAUAUUAAACCUGAACCUGAAGUAGAUACAUUUAUGAAGGCCACAGCAGUUGCGGGGCAAAGUACCAGUUUAGUUACAGAUUAUGUUUUGAAGAUCCUUGGUUUAGAUAUUUGUGCGGAUAUUAUGGUUGGUGAUGUCAUGAGGAGGGGAAUUUCCGGCGGCCAAAAAAAACGUGCAACUACUGGAGAAAUGUUAGUUGGGCCAGCAAAAGCUUUUUAUAUGGAUGAAAUAUCCUCAGGAUUAGAUAGUUCUACCACAUAUCAGAUUGUCAAAUUCUUGAGGCAGCUGGUUCACAUAAUGGAUGUUACCAUGGUUAUUUCUCUUCUACAGCCUGCCCCGGAGACCUACAAUCUUUUUGAUGACGUCAUAUUGCUCUCAGAAGGUCGAAUUCUUUAUCAAGGUCCGCGUGAAAAUGUUCUUGAAUUCUUUGAAUUCAUGGGCUUUAGGUGCCCAGAGAGGAAAGGAGUUGCAGAUUUUCUCCAAGAAGUGACUUCUAGAAAAGAUCAAGAACAAUAUUGGUUCAGAAAGGAUCAACCUUUCAGAUAUAUAUCAAGCUCUGAGUUUGCGGAGGCAUUCUAUAAAUUUCACAUAGGUGAACAACUUGCAUCAGAUCUUAGUGUGCCUUAUAUUAAGUCCAAGAACCACCCGGCUGCAUUGGCUACCAAAAAAUACGGGAUCUCCAAUAUGGAACUGUUUAAGGCUUGCUUCGCAAGGGAGUGGUUGUUGAUGAAGCGUAAUUCUUUUAUACAAAUAUUCAAGAUCACACAGAUCACAAUAACGGCUUUAAUAGCCAUGACCGUGUUUUUCAGGACAGAGAUGCCAUCAGGAACUUUGGCAGACGGUGGAAAAUAUUUUGCUGCACUUUUUUUUAGUCUUGUGAUUGUGAUGUUUAAUGGGAUGGUAGAGCUUGCCAUGACUGUUAUGAGGCUGCCCGUCUUCUUUAAACAAAGGGAUUUCUUGUUUUAUCCAGCUUGGGCUUUUGCUUUACCUAUUUGGAUCCUCACGAUCCCAAUAUCUCUCAUGGAGUCGGCGAUAUGGAUAAUUCUGACCUACUACACCAUUGGAUUUGCUCCUGGUGCCAGCAGGUUGUUCAUGCAAUUUUUGGCUUUCUUUGGUAUACAUCAGAUGGCUCUCUCCCUCUUUCGGUUCAUUGCUGUAGUUGGAAGAACAGAAAUUGUAGCUAAUACAUUGGGUUCCUUCGCCUUAUUUUUGGUUUUUGUACUUGGAGGAUUCAUAGUUUCCAAAAAUGACCUUAAACCUUGGAUGAAAUGGGGAUAUUAUGCUUCUCCGAUGAUGUAUGGUCAGAACGCUAUUGUAAUGAAUGAGUUUCUUGACAAAAGAUGGAGUGCUCCAAAUAUAUAUCCCAAAAUCAACGAGCCAACUGUAGGCAAAGUACUUCUUAAGUCCAGAGGUUUCUUUACUGAAGAAUAUUGGUUUUGGAUCUGUAUUGGAGCACUAUUUGGAUUUUCCCUUCUCUUCAAUGUUUUAUUCAUUGCAACACUUACUUUUUUGAACCCAUUUUCGGGUGAUUCAAAAGCUGUAGUCGAGGUUGAGCAUGGUAAGAAAAUGUGCUCAACAGAAAAAUCUGUUGAGAAAUCAAGAAGAGGAAUGAUUUUGGCGUAUAAACCACUUUCACUUGCUUUCAGCCAUGUCAACUACUACGUGGACAUGCCUGCUGAAAUGAAGAUUCAAGGGGUUAAUGACGAACGCCUCCAACUGCUGCAAGACAUUAGUGGUUCUUUUAGACCAGGGGUACUGACAGCACUAGUAGGUGUUAGUGGUGCAGGAAAGACAACCUUGAUGGAUGUGCUAGCUGGGAGAAAAACUGGAGGAUACAUUGAAGGGAGUAUCUACAUCUCUGGUUACCCAAAGAACCAAGAAACAUUUACUCGAGUUUGCGGCUACUGUGAACAAAACGAUAUUCAUUCACCAAAUGUCACUGUUUAUGAAUCACUUUUAUAUUCUGCCUGGCUCCGUCUUUCUUCGGAUGUGACAACAGAAACUAGGAAGGCAUUUGUUGAAGAAAUAAUGGACUUGGUUGAGCUUGAUCCAAUUAGACAUGCCAUUGUCGGGCUUCCAGGUGUAGGUGGUCUUUCAACAGAACAAAGGAAGAGGCUAACAAUAGCUGUAGAGUUGGUUGCUAAUCCAUCUAUAAUCUUCAUGGAUGAACCCACAUCAGGACUUGAUGCUAGAGCUGCUGCCAUUGUUAUGCGUACCGUGAGAAAUACUGUGGACACAGGGAGAACCGUAGUUUGCACAAUUCACCAACCAGGCAUCGAUAUAUUUGAAUCUUUUGACGAGUUGCUUUUGAUGAAAACAGGAGGGCAAGUCAUUUAUGCAGGGCCUCUAGGUGUCCAAUCUCAGAACCUAAUAGAAUACUUUGAGGCUGUCUCUGGCGUUCCUAAAAUUGAGAAAGGGUACAAUCCUGCUACAUGGAUGUUGGAGGUAACAGCUGAUUCAGUUGAGGCCCAACUGGACAUUGAUUUUGCUGAGAUCUACGCAAACUCGUCGCUAUAUCAGACAAAUCAAAAAAAUAUUGAAGAACUCAGCAAGCCGCCACCUGGCUCACAGGAUCUAUCUUUCCCAACAAAGUACUCCCAACCAUUUAUUACCCAAUGCAGAGCGUGUUUCUGGAAACAGCAUUGGUCUUACUGGAGGAACCCACAAUAUAAUACUAUUCGGUUAUUCUUGACAGUAUUCAUUGGUCUUGCAUCUGGUGUUGUUUUCUGGGAUCUGGGUACCAAAAUAGAAAAACUGCAAGAUCUGCUGAAUAUUAGGGGCGCCAUGUUUGCAGCAGUUUGUUUCGUUGGAGGCACAAAUGCCUCUGCAGUACAGGCUGUUGUUGCUAUAGAACGAACAGUUUUCUAUCGUGAAAGGGCAGCUGGAAUGUAUUCUGCAUUGCCUUACGCAUUUGCUCAGGUGGCUGUAGAAACAAUUUACGUUGCAAUUCAAACAGGCACUUACACACUAAUUCUAUACUCGAUGAUUGGAUUCGAAUGGACAGCAACCAAAUUCCUUUUGUUCUAUUACUUCAUAUUCAUGUCCUUUCUUUACUUCACCAUGUACGGCAUGAUGGUUGUUGCCUUAACUCCUAGCCGCCAAAUUGCUGCAGUUGUCAUGUCUUUCUUCCUAUCCUUUUGGAACUUAUUCUCUGGUUUCCUCAUCCCUAGACCGCAAAUUCCAGUAUGGUGGAGAUGGUACUAUUGGGCAUCCCCUGUGUCUUGGACAAACUACGGGCUCGUGGUGUCUCAAGUGGGCGAUAAAGACUCAGCUCUUGAGGUGCCUGGAGCUACUAACGUGACAGUAAGGUCUUAUCUUAAAGAAAACUUGGGCUACGACUAUGAUUUCCUUCCUAUAGUUGUCAUAGCACAUAUUGGUUGGGCUCUUCUGUUUUCGUUUGUGUUUGCUUAUGGCAUUAAGUUCCUCAACUACCAAAGAAGAUGACCAUCUUUCCUGCUAGUCUUGGAUUCUAUGAAUUGCGAUGGGACACGUUUUUGCUGUCUGUCUAUGACAAAGGAAGACCACAAUUCCAGGUUUUUCACGGACACAGUAGAGUUUAAAUUUUAUUAUUCAGAUAGUUAAAACAACCACCCGCCCCUGAUAGUUAACGCUUGGCAGUGGACCCUCAACCUCAAGUAACUAAACACAUCAACUAAAAUAAAAAAAUUGAAAAAUAGGCAAGAGUAAUAUGUACAUUUUUUAUAAGAAUUGAGUUUUAUUUGCUAAAUUAGUUUAUAAGUCUUUCUGGUUUAUUAUCGGUAAUUUGAGAUAUUUGAUGCCUAAACUUGUCAGAUUUUAUCAUCUGAAUGUGUAAACUUACAAAAACAUCAAUUAAUUAUU
Messenger RNA from Daucus carota subsp. sativus, 4744 nucleotides. Its product is annotated as pleiotropic drug resistance protein 2. Bases 62 to 4348 code for a protein of 1428 amino acids. NCBI's taxonomy places the organism in Eukaryota, Viridiplantae, Streptophyta, Magnoliopsida, Apiales, Apiaceae. Gene Ontology annotation, cellular component: membrane. The record is from RefSeq and is a predicted model, not a curated record. Gene Ontology annotation, molecular function: ATP hydrolysis activity; ATP binding; ABC-type transporter activity. The transcript is spliced from 18 exons.